GCUGUCUCAUCGAUGUCGGUAAUCAGGCCUACCACUGUGUCGUCAGCAAACUUAAUGAUGGUAUUGGAGUCGGGCUUGGCCACGCAGUUGCGGGUGAACAGGGGCUGGAUAGUGAUAAAGACUGUCAUCUGUCUCUGCCACUUUGCCUUUCGCCAGUCUGCCCAAAAACGCAUCCGAUGUAAUAAAACAGGCGGGGGUGAAGCGAAAACCCUGUCCAUUAUUGGUCCCUGGACAACGGGCAGCCCAUCCUAAACCAAAGCAACAGAAAGAGACAUCGAGAAUAUCAUCAUCACUGCGUAUCCCUGCCAGUGUGAGGAGGACCCAGUGUCCCAUGUUGCAUUAGUGUCUGUGUGAAAUGCUGGCCUGUCUGCCAGGGCCAGGUGACCUCUCCCUCCAGCUUCUCUCACACACGCAGAUGAACACUGGACUUCAGAAAUGGGACACUACACAGAGGAUGAGAUCCGCUCAAUAUCCAACCCCUGCAGAAUUGGAUGCAUAUGCUAAGAAGGUUGCCAACAACCCCCUGACCAUUAAGAUCUUCCCCAACAGCGUCAAGGUCCCCCAGAGGAACCACGUGCGCCGCACAGUCAACGGGCUGGAUACCUCUUGCCAGCGCUACAGCCCCUACCCCCCCUCUCAGGCCAGCGCCAAGGCCGGCCUCCUUGCCAUCAUCAAGAUGCCCGUCAUCAAGGGCAUCCUCAAAGACUUUGAUGGCAGCCGGGUACGCCUGCAACCCUCCGAGGUCAUCAUGAACCCCCCUGGCCCCGGAGGGCCAUACUCAGCAGCAGCCGCCUCGGCCAGCACUUUAAACCUACACCACCCCCCUUCCCAAGGCCAGGGCAUGCCCCGGCAGAGCCUGAACCCUCACCCUGGGAGCCAGACUCACCCUCAGACUCUACAACAGACUCACCCCCAGCAGCAGGGUCAGUGCCAGGUCCUCAGACACCCACCCUCCAUGCCCCAGCAGCACCCAGAGCAGAGUCUGCCCAGGGCCCAGACUCUGUCCCACCCCCCAGCCCUGGGCCACCCCCAGCCUCCCUCUGGCCCCACUCUCCUGCUCCAACAGCAGCAGCAACAGAACCUUCAGCAGCAGGGGCAGCCUCCUCCCGGCCUUCAGGGGGGCCGAAAGCUGCCAGACGCCGACGCGCCGCCUAACGUGACCGUCUCUACCUCAACAAUUCCUCUGUCCAUGGCCGCCGGCCUGAACCAGGGCCGCCAGCCAGACCUGAGCAGCAUCGUGCACCAGAUCAACCAGUUCUGCCAAGCCCGGGCCCAGGGGGCUGGGGCCACCUCAAUGUGCGAGGGCCAGAUCGCGAACCCCAGCCCCAUCAGCCGCAACCUCCUCAUCAACGCCAGCUCCAGGUUGUCCAUGCACAUCCACCCACACCCCAACGUCUGUCCCCCCGGGCUGCCCCCACACCCCAACGUCUGUCCCCCCGGGCUGCCCCCACACCCCAACUGCAUCAUGUGUCCUGCGAACAAGGCUGCUGCCCCCUCUCACCCCCAAAACAACAUGGCUGCUUCUAACAUGAUGCCUGUUUACCACAAUGAUAUCAAACAGCAGCAGCAACAACAGCAUCAACAACAUAAUCACCAACAGCAGAUGCGCUGGAACCAGCAGCAGUUGGCUCAUCUACAGCACAUGCAGCAGGAUGGCGGGGGCCACCCCUGCAAGCACCCUUCUCACAUGGGCUACCCCCCAGAGCUGUGUGUGGGCCAGCCAUACAGCCUGAAGCCUCCUAUAGAGAAGCCCACCCCCUCUCCCCCCAACAACAACAAUGGCAUGCCUGGGGGUCCACUGGCCCACUACACCAGUGGUGGCCACUAUUUCCAACAACAUGCUGUGUGGAACAGCAGUAUCCUGCCAACGCCCAACAGCGACAGCUCCGGGUCUCAGGAACUGUCCAUGCCAUUCCAUGGUGGGCCCCCAGGGGGCUCCACCACCCUAGACUGCGGUGGGCCCCCUGGGGGAGGCCAUUACAGGCCCGGAUCGAGCUCCUCCUCCUCUGGCCAGACUAGUCUGGUGCAAACGGCAGAUUACUUGGGUGGGGACUUCCAGACGCCCUGCUUCCGAGAUCACAAUCUGGGGCUGAUGGGAAAGAUGCACAGGCCUCCCAUGAACAGGGUGGGGCCCGAGGUUGGCCCCGGGGACGGCAGAACCGCUCACAUCCAGCACCCAGGGUACAGAUAAGAUAAGCUACGGCCGGUCUUGUCUACACAGCCGUUAUCGAAAACCUUCUUUUAGUCUUAAAGGAAAAAUAUGAAAUAUAAUUAAAUUAAUAAAUUAAGUAAACAUUUCCGCUAACAUUAAAAAGAGGACAAAUUAAUAUAUAAUAAAGAGCAGUGUUGGUUUUUCUUUUUCUUUGAGUCUAUCUUGCAAGUGAUCAGUUGAUUUUGUAAAUGAGUGCUUUCACUAGGCACCCUCUAGAGAGCGUUUCUUAUGUGAUUGUCAUCAUUCCCUACCUUUUUUCCAUCCUACCUGUCUAUCAGUGUGCCUGGAUCUAAGGAUACAGAGUUAUUUUUACUUCAGAUCUGUCCUUCCUUCAAUUUCUGCAGAGGAUGGAUGAAAACUCAUUGAUGCUUCAUGGAGGAAAGAAAAAACAUAAAUUUGUUUGUUUUUACUGAGUCGUGUGGGGAUUUCUCCUCUGCGAUUCGUUUUUUUGGACAAGUGGCUAAUGUUCCCUUUUUGCGUUUACUUCUGAAACUCGUAGUGACAUCAAGAUUAAAAACCUCUUGAAAUCACCUUGCAGACAAGAUAAUGAAUGGUUCAGUGUGAAACUGAAACUAUCAGUCACUGGACACUACAAAGGACAGACGGAGACACAUGUACAAAGAGGCUUUUUCUUUCUUUAGAAAUGUAUUUAUUUGUGAAAUAGGACUGUUUUCUGUAUCAGGUCACUGGUCAAGGUUGAUUCCUCACUAUCAUCAAAGUAUCUAAUCUAAUCAGGUUGAUGUUUGUACAGAGCAUAGAUAUAUACUGUAUAGACAGUGUAGACAUCUAGAUCCAGCAGGGAGCAACAUACUUGGGGACUGACUGGGGGAGCUGACCAACGCGCUCUUGCUCAAAAUGCUGCAAUGAAUUCAGGUGUCUGUUACAAACCAUUUGUCACCAAUGCCAAUUGAGAUUGGCAACAUGAUUGUGGAUUAAUAUAUUUUUAUUUUAAUGGAGUGAAAAAAAUAAUUAAUUCUGUCUGAAGCCUUAAAUGGCCAAAGUCACAUAAUUGACAAGGAAAACUUAUUUUAAAAGAUGUAAUUUUAUGUUUCCUAUCAUUUUUCGUGAACCCGAAAACAACUACUUGAAUUGUUGAAAUGCGAUGUUCUGUUUGGCAGUUGUUUAGUGAAGGCAGUGAGCUAGUUAGCAGGACUAAACCUAUCUACUGGAGUGAAAUAAAUAGAAUUGUUACUAAUAUAAUGUUAUUUUAGAAACUAACUAUGAACCAAAUUAGAGUUUUGAUCCUGAGUGUAUUUUGUUUUUAAUCACUAAAGCUAACUUAGUUGCUACUGAUUCUGGUAUGAAGUCUGCUGAAAAUACCAAAUUGAUCACUUGCAAGAUCACUUGGAGGUUAAAGGAAAUUGACUAACUUAAGUGAAACAGCAAAUGUGUUGUUUAUUUUAUUUUACACUGGCUUACCUACUAUACUACUGUAACUUUUUAAAGUGUAAUGAUUGUGUGAGAAUGAUGCCUGCUGAUGCAGGUUGAGUAUAGACGUGUGUGCAUGUGCGUUUUGUAUGUAUGCAGAUGUGAGUGUGUGUCUGUACGUGAGAGUGGUGGACACACUGACCUCCACUUUCUGUUCGCCUCCUUCCCUAACAGCCCUUAAAAAGCCUUAAGUAUUUGGUCCUUGGACUUCCCUUUGAAAACAUGCAUGGUUAUAACGAAAACCCAAAAUGAUGAUUAUGAGAAUGACGAUUGCAAGGAUACAUACAGAGGACCCGCAAUUUCUGUUUGUUAAUUUGCCUUUUAUUUUUAUGGGAGUUUUUGUUGAAUAGGAAAGGCAAUUCCUUAGAGAUUCAUCUUAAUUACGAAAACAAGAAAUUGAGUUAUAUUUUGUAAUUAUAUUUUAAUCCUACAGUGCCUUGCAAAAGUAUUCAUUCUCCUUGGAUUUCUUCAAAUUUGAUUGUGUUACAAAGUGGGAUUAAAAUGGAUUCAAUUGUUCAUUUUUUUCAACAAUCUAUGCAAAAUACUCUGUCAAAGUUUAAGAUUAAUAGAAAGGUUCUCUGAGAGGUCUCUGAGGUUUACACCUAUAUUGUGCAAUAUUAUAAACUGGUGGUUAGAGCCCUGAAUGAUGAUUGUCUGAAAGCUGUGGUAUAUCACACUGUAUACCGCGGGUAUGACCCAAAAAAAAAAAAUUCUGCUCUAAUUACACUGGUAACCAGUUUAUAAUGGCAAUAAGGCACCUUGGGGUUUUGUGGUAUAUUGCUAAUAUACCACGGCUAAGGGCUGUAUCCAGGUGCUCCGCGUUGUGUAGUUGUUGAGAACAGCCUUUAGCCGUGGUAUAUUGGCAAUAUACCAAACCCCCUCGGGCCUUAUUGCUUAAUUAGCCCAUUAUUCUUUUCAUAAUUCUUCAAUCUCUGUCAAGAUGUUGGGGAUCAUGGCUAGACAGCAAUUUUCAAGUCUUUUUCAUAGAUUUUCAGUCAUAUUUAAGUCAAAACUGUAACUUGCCCACUCAGGAACAUUCUCUGUCGUCUUGGUAAACAGCUCGUGUACAUUUGGCCUAUUAUAAGUUAUUGUCCUGCUUAAAGGUGAAUUCCUCUCCCAGUAUCUGGUGUAAAGCAGACUGAAGUAGGUUUUCCUCCAGGAUUUUGCCUGUGCUUGGCUCCAUCCCAUUUCUUUUCAUCCUGGAAAACUCCCCAGUAUUCGCUGAUGUCAACCAUACCCAUACCAUGAUGCAGCCACCACCAUGCUUGGAAAUAAGGAGGCAGUUACUCAGCGCUGUGCUGUUGGAUUUGCCCCAAACAUAAGACUUUGCAUUUAGGCCAAAGAGUAUAUUCUAUAUGUUUUUUUGCUUUGCCUUGGUGCGCACACAAGAUGAAUGUUUCACAAUAUUUCUAUUCAGUAUAUUUGUAUUAUUUUCACUCUCUUUUAAGUCAUUGUGGCAUCACUACAAAGUUAUUGAUCCAUUGUCAGUUUUCUCCCAUCACAGCCAUGUUUUAAAAAUCACUAAUAGCCUAAUGGUAACAUCCCUGAGCAGUUUCAUUCCUGUCCUGCAGUUCAGUUUAAAGGUUCACUGUAUCUUUGAUGUGUCUGGGUGGUUUAAUCCAUAAUUAUUAAUGUUACCAUGCUUAGCGAGAUAUACAAUGUCUGAUUUUGUUAUUGUUACCCAUCUACCAAUUACUGUUCUUGUUUGUGAGGCUAUCGAAAAGCUCCCUGCUUUUUUUUGUUGAAUCUGUGCUUGAAAUUCAAUACUUGACUGAGGGACCUUACAAAAUAUAUUCAGAACCCUUGACUUUUUCCACAUUUUGUUACAGCCUUAUUCUAAAAUUGAUUAAAACAAAUGUUUUCCACCUCAUCAAUGUACACACACUACCCCAUAAUGCCAAAGCAAAAACAGGGUUUUUAGACAUUUUCGUUCAUUUAUUUGAAAUUUAAAAAAUGGAUAUCACAUUAACUCAGUACUUUGUUGAAGCACCUUUGUCAGUGAUUACAGCAUUGAGUUUUCUUGGAUAUGACACUACAUGCUUGGCACACCUGUAUUUGGUGAGUUUCUCCAAUUCUUCUCUGCAGAUCCUCUCUGUCAGGUUGGAUGGGGAGCAUUGCUGCACAGCUAUUUUCAGAUCUCUUCAGAGAUGUUCAAAUCCGGGCUCUGACUGGGCCACUGAAAACAUCCCCACAGCAUGAUGCUGCCACCACCAUGCCUCACCAUAGGGAUGUUACCAAGUUUCUUCCAGACGUGACGUUUGGCAUUCAGGCCAAAGAGUUCAAUCUUGGUUUCAUCAGACCAGAGAAUAGACCAGAGAAUCUUGUUUCUAAUGGUCUGAGAGUCCUUUAGGUGCCUUUUGGCAAACUCCAAGUGGGCUGUCAUGUGCCUUUUACUGAGGAACGACUUCAGUCUGGCCACUCUACCAUAAAGGCCUGAUUGGUGGAGUGCUGCAGAGAUGUUUGUCCUUCUGGAAGGUUCUCCCAUCUCCACAGAGGAACUCUGUAGCUUUGUCAGAGUGACCAUCGGGUUCAUGAUCAACUCCCUGACCAAAGCCCUUCUCCCCCGAUUGCUCAGUUUGGCCGGGCGGCCAGCUCUAGGAAGAGUCUUGGUGGUUCCAAAUUUCUAACAAUUGAGAAUGGUGGAGGCCACUGUGUUCUUGGGGACCUUCAAUGCUGCAGACAUUUUUUGGUACUCUUCCUCAGAUCUGUGCCUCGACACAAUCCUGUCUCGGAGCUCUACGGACAAUUCCUUCGACCAGAUGGCUUGAUUUUUGCGCUGUCAACUCUGGGACCUUAUAUAGGCAGAUGUGUGCCUUUCCAAUCAUUUGAAUUUACCACAGGUGGACUAAUCAAGUUGUAGAAACAUCUCAAGGAUAAUCAAUGGAAACCGGAUGCACCUGAGCUCAUAGCAAAAGGUCUGAAUACUUAUGUAAAUAAGGUAUUUCUGUUUUUUAUUUGUAAUAAAUGUGGAAACAUAUUUUCGCGUCGUCAUUAUGGUGUAUUGUGUCUCGAUUGCUGGGGAAUUGUUUUUAUUUAAUCCACUUUAGAAUAAGGCUGUAACGUAACAAAAUAUGGAAAAAGUCGAGGCGUCUUAAUACUUUCCAAGGGCACUAUGUGUAUGAGGGAAAGUGGAGGGGUUAGUCAUUUAAAAAUCAUGUCAACCCCUAGUAUUUCACACAGUGAGUCCCUGUAAUGAUGUGAUUUUAUUUCAAGCCAAAUGUUUUAUCCUUAACUAAUUUAGGCUUGCCUGCGCAAAGGGGCUUCAUUUUUCUUCCACUUUGGCACCACAGAGAAUUUUGAGUAGAUUGUUGGAAGAAAAAACAGGACAAAUCCAUUUUAAUCCCACUUUGUAACACAAAAUGUGAAGAAAUCCAAGGGGUCUGAAUACUUCUGCAAGGCACUGUAUGUGUAGUUACUGGGCUGUAACAAACCAUUUUUCCCCCCAGUUUCAAAGCUUCAGUUGUGACUUGUUUAUUAUACUUGAUUUUCUUGUUGUUUAAAAAAAUGGUUGUCUUUGUUUCCUUUACUGUUGCUGUGAAAUCCAGGAAGGCUUGAUAAGUCUUUCUUUUACAUGUCACUCUGUGGCUGUACGAAAGAUAAAAAGGUCGAGAGAGUGAGUUGUGCUACUCUUUUUGUAAUAUUGUAAUAAUAAAAUAAAGUUCUAAUUUAUGCUUAGAAAUGUGUUUUAUGGAUGUCCUGUUCUUUUGAUGCCCAAAUGCCGUUUCUCCUAUUUGAUGAGUCGUACAGAACUUGCAAAUAUGAGUAUUUGAAAUACAUAUGCUCACAACCUUUUACUCAAUGAGAACAGAUGGAGGAAAUUGGACAUUCUUCCACCUUAUGUUUGUCUCCAAACCAUAUACCUGUCUGCUCAUUGCCCUACAAAUCUGCAUGGGUUACCCCCAGAGUGCUUGAAUGAUUUCUUUAGAUCAGACAGUAUUGCAAGUUUUUUUCCCCCCAUUUGAGUCCCUGAGAUUUAAUUUCAACAGUACUGUGUGUGAAAUAAAGCUUUACCUACAUCAUCA
Messenger RNA from Oncorhynchus kisutch (coho salmon), 7662 nucleotides. RefSeq names its product protein FAM222B-like. Lineage: Eukaryota; Metazoa; Chordata; Actinopteri; Salmoniformes; Salmonidae. The record is from RefSeq and is a predicted model, not a curated record. Bases 356 to 2191 code for a protein of 611 amino acids. The transcript has 3 exons.